This is a messenger RNA of Cyprinodon variegatus (sheepshead minnow), 1178 nucleotides long. Its product is annotated as zinc finger protein Gfi-1-like. Gene Ontology annotation, biological process: regulation of transcription by RNA polymerase II. The record is from RefSeq and is a predicted model, not a curated record. The coding region runs from base 23 to 940 and encodes 305 amino acids. Lineage: Eukaryota; Metazoa; Chordata; Actinopteri; Cyprinodontiformes; Cyprinodontidae. The transcript is spliced from 5 exons. Gene Ontology annotation, molecular function: DNA-binding transcription factor activity; RNA polymerase II cis-regulatory region sequence-specific DNA binding.
UUUAGCUCUGAAUCCCUGAGCGAUGCCUCGAUCUUUCCUGGUGAAGCGAGGAGGGCUGCACCACCUUCGGCCCUCAGCCAGGAGCCCCAGCCCCGUGGUGUUCGGCCCCUCGGAGGAAAAGCUGGAGUCCUGGGACGUCUCCCUGGGGUACUCCACAGCUAAACACCCAGAACUGAAGCAGGCGUCCAUUGCUUCCUCACAGGCUGACCUCUAUGCUGUCAGAGAAACUGAUGCAGAUUUUCAGCUGCAAAUAUUCCCUCCUAAGUCUAACGGCUGCGCUGAGGCCUGCAGUCCUCUUCACUCUGAUACCUUCAUCAAAGAGGAGAAACCAGACGCUGCGGCGUGGCCGCCAUCUCCUGGAAGCUCAGGGUUUCCAGAUAAGCUGUCGAUGGGACACGUGGCUCAGCCGCCGCACAUGGAGAGGGAGACGAGGAGCGGCGGCUGCACCAGGAUCAGACAGGAGUGUCUGCUCUGCAGCAAAAUUUUUUCUUCUCUGUCGAGCUUAAAGACGCACAUAUGUAAAAGUCAUGGGAGCAAAGCGGCGCACCUUAAGGCCAGCAGGGCCGAUAAUAGGCGGUCUCCUUACAGGGGCAAGGAGAAGACCUUCGGCUGCGAGGUGUGUGGGAAAGUUUUCAAGCGCUCCUCCACCCUCUCCACCCACCUGCUGAUACAUUCGGACACGCGGCCGUAUCCCUGCCAGUACUGUGGAAAGAGGUUCCACCAGAAGUCGGACAUGAAGAAGCACACCUUCAUUCACACAGGAGAGAAGCCGCAUGUUUGCCAGAUAUGCGGGAAAGCUUUCAGCCAGAGCUCCAACCUGAUCACGCACAGCAGGAAGCACAGAGACGACCGGCCGUACCGCUGCGCUCUCUGCCACUACAGCUUCCAGCACAAAGUGGACCUACGGCAGCACCAGGAGCACCACUGCAGCUUCCGCUGACCUUUGACCUGUAGCCUUCACCACAGGAAGCUCUGAGGACAGGAAGCUGAUUCUCCUGUGGCCUUUAGCAGCCGUACAUAGAAGAAGAGAGGCGGCCGUAGCGCCGGGUGGACUGGGACCUGGGCCCUGGACUAGACUGGCCCCCCACAUUUUGUUUGGUGAACUGAAUGUUUAAACCAGGGAUUCCCAACCUUUCCCAUGCCAAGGCCCCCCUGCACCAGUACAUUCUCAGCUGAAC